AUGCCACCAACCUGGCCCAAGGACAGUGACCAGAACAAGGACAAGCAAGAGCUGGACUCAUGCGCCGACUGCGGUCGCGGAGAACACGAUGCAGAGCAAUGCGCCCACAGUUCGGGUUCGGCCACACUGCCUUCCUCCAGUGGUCCAUCCAGGCUACGGUUUUCCGUCGACGUUCCAGCCACCGACGAGGACGCUGUACAGCCAAAAGAGCCCAGGUUCUCUGCUGCGCGAAAGCCCCAUGGUAUCCUCAAGGCUUCAUCCUACGGUCGAGACCGAGGCUACUCGUUAAGGCGAGCCCUAUUUGCCCAGAACAUUCAAAGGCAGAACUCGGACAGUGAAACCUCAUUCGAGUUGGACCCGGCAAACCACUUUUCAGACAAGAGCCAUGAUGUGACUACUGACCAGAAGCAACCUGGGCCACAGUUUACAACCAUUGCCGUUGAAGAGACUCGAGAGGAAGACGAAGCGCACCCCGGACGAGUGCGGCUGUCGGACCCGGCUCUCGAAUUACCCUUGUACCAACGCUGGCUGUCGAAACAACAUUCACGGCGGACACUGUUGCAGAGGCUGAGGAAGGAAUAUGUCCAGCUCCGGGAUAAGAUAGUCCGCUCCAACACAAUUCCUCCCAGUGUCGAUGGAAGACAUAUCCACGUGAAUGUUCUGCCAGGUGCGGACCCAAUCGACGAAAGAACUGCCAAACCCUUCGUUACCAACAUCAUUCGCUCGUGUCGUUAUACCCCAUGGAAUUUCGUUCCCCGUCAACUCGUUGCUCAGUUCGGCAAGCUGGCCAAUUUCUAUUUCCUCUGCGUCUCCAUCCUUCAAAUGAUCCCCGGCCUCAGCACCACCGGCACCUAUACCACCAUCAUACCGCUACUCAUUUUCGUGGCCAUCUCCAUGGCCAAGGAAGGCUACGACGAUAUUAGAAGGCAUGGUCUGGACAAAGAGGAGAACGCACGGCUCGCUACGGUCCUCACCUCUGCAUCGUCCCAGAGCAGCCCCAUCAGCCUCGAUUGGCAAGAAAAGAAAUGGGCGGACAUUCGGGUAGGAGAUGUCGUCCAGCUGCAACGGGAUGCCGGCAUUCCAGCCGACCUCGUACUCUUGUAUGUCGACGAGCCUACCGGCACUGCGUACGUUGAGACGAAGAGUCUCGAUGGGGAGACCAGCUUGAAACCCAAGAAGCCAGUGUCCGAUCUGAGUGUAGCAUGUCAGUCACCGGACUCCAUAGCAAAUCUCGAAGCCGAAUUUGUCGUCGAAGAUCCCAACCUGGACCUCUACAAGUUUGAAGGCAGAGUGACCAUCAAUGGUAAGACACUGCCCUUGACCAACACGGAGGUUCUGUAUCGCGGUAGUGUCCUGCGGAAUACUCCUUCUGCAACUGGCCUCGUGAUCUACUCGGGCGAGGAAUGCAAGAUACGCAUGAAUGCCAACAAAAGCCCACGAGUGAAGGCCCCCGCUUUGCAGGCCAAGGUCAAUAAGGUGGUGGUACUGGUCGCUUCCCUGGUGUUCUUCAUGGCCAUCAUCCUCACCAUCGCUUACCAAAUCUGGCGUCGAACUACCGAGGAGAAGUCGUGGUAUCUGCAGUCGGCAAGAGUUCCCUUCGGCCACAUCCUAACCUCGUUCAUUAUCAUGCUGAACACUAUGCUCCCACUGAGCUUGUACGUCUCGCUCGAAAUCAUUAAGGUUGCGCAGAUGUUCUUGAUGAACGACGUUGAUAUGUACGACCCUGAGUCCGAUACCCCGAUGGAACCGCAUACCUCUACCAUCAACGAGGAGCUGGGCCAGGUCAGCUACAUCUUUUCGGACAAGACGGGCACCCUCACCAACAACUCGAUGAAGUUCCGUAAAAUCAGUGUCGCGGGUACUGCUUGGCUUCAUGAUGUCGAUCUUCAAGAGGAGGCUGAGAAUGAGGCUGGCCAGAUCAAGUUGAGGCACCAAAAACGAGGCGGCAAAGAGAAGGAUGUCGUUUCGAGCAAGCACCACCGACAAUCAACCUCCAGACUUGCACGAAAGUCAGCAGCAUCUACCGGAGCCGUCGUUGAACAGUCUUUUGUUUCUGACGAGGGCACUGACGAAACACAGUGGCGAGCUCCAAACGGCCUAGACUUGAGCUUGGAGACAGGCAAUACACAGGAGCUGCUCCACGAGAUUUAUCGUCGUCCUCAUACAAUAUUUGCGCGCAAAGCUCGAUUUUUCCUCCUUUCCCUGGCCCUUUGCCAUACUUGCAUUCCAGAGAAGGAUGACGAUGGCAACAUCACAUAUCAAGCUGCCUCUCCUGAUGAGCUGGCUUUGGUGACGGGCGCGCAGGACCUUGGGUAUAUUGUAACUGACCGGCACGCAAACACAGUGACCGUCAAGUCGUUCUGCCACGGAGACGAAGUUGACCCCAUCUACGAGACCUAUGAGGUCUUGGAUGUGAUUGAGUUUUCCAGCAGCAGAAAGCGAAUGUCCAUCAUUGUCCGCUUUCCCGACCACAGAAUAUGUUUAAUCAGCAAAGGCGCAGACAGUACGGUUCGUAAGCAACUCCGCCUCGCAGAUCUGGCGUCUUCCAAAGUGCAAGCUGUUGAAACGCGGGCAAGCCAGAGGAAGAGUCUCGAGGCACAGGAAAUCCUUAGAAGAAGAAGCACACAAUUGAGCCGCAAAUCAACUUCGGUCUACGGUCUCGAAACAGCCUCUCCCCGACCGAGCAAUGUGUCAACACCAGAAAGUAUCGGACACUGGCUGAAGGAACGGGAGCAUCCUGUCGGGAUGUCUACAGAACGCAAGAGCCUGCAGUUCUACACUCCUCGCCCAUCGGCUCAAUUUGGGCCCCGCGGAUCGGAGGAUGUUGCGAGAAGGUCGCAGCAGUCACAUCAGUCUACUCCACGUGCGUCCAUGCAGGCUGGUGAAGAGGAGGCCCUCGUCGAGGAAAGCCUGGUGGUGAACGACGAUGCCAUCUUCGAACGCUGUUUCCAGCACAUUGAUGACUUUGCCACCGAAGGCUUGCGCACAUUGCUUUAUGGGUACCGAUUCCUCGCCGAGGAGGAGUACAAGAUCUGGAGAAGUGACUAUGUGUCUGCAAGCACCAGCAUCGUCGAUCGGCAGCGAAAAAUCGAGCGCGCGGCCGAAUUGAUAGAGAAUACGCUGGAACUUCUGGGUGCGACAGCCAUCGAAGAUAAACUCCAAAAAGGCGUUCCCGACACCAUUGAUCGAUUUCGUCGUGCUGGAAUCAAAAUGUGGAUGCUCACUGGCGACAAGCGUGAGACGGCAAUCAACAUUGGACAUUCCUGUCGGCUGAUCAAAGAUUAUUCGAAAGUCAUUGUGCUCGACCACGAGCUGGGAGACUUACACAGUCGCAUGGCUUCUGCCUUUACGCAAAUCGAUAGUCAGCAGACGGUUCACGCGGUGCUGGUAGUCGAUGGCCAAACGUUGACUAUAAUCGACGCGGACCAGGCCUCGCAUGCAUUGUUCACGGAUGUGGCGAUCCGGGCCGACUCUGUCAUCUGUUGUCGAGCCUCCCCGAGCCAGAAAGCGUCCCUCGUAAAGACCAUACGAACGAAGGUGAAGGGUUCUGUCACUCUGGCGGUCGGUGAUGGCGCCAACGAUAUCGCCAUGAUCCAAGAGGCGCACGUGGGCAUUGGAAUCGCUGGAAAAGAAGGCCUCCAGGCAGCCAGGACUUCAGACUACUCGAUCGCUCAAUUUCGGUUCUUGUUGAAGUUGGUCCUGGUCCAUGGAAGAUGGAACUACGUCCGCAUCUGCAAGUACACCUUGGGGACCUUUUGGAAAGAGAUGCUGUUUUAUCUGGUACAAGCCAUCUACCAACGAUGGAAUGGCUAUACAGGAACCAGUUUGUAUGAAUCGUGGAGCUUGUCCAUGUUCAACACGCUGUUCACCAGUCUGCCAGUGAUCUUUAUGGGGGUGUUUGAAAAGGAUCUUGCAGCCUCGACUCUUUUGGCCGUCCCCGAAUUAUACAACAUCGGGCCGCUCAACCUAGGCUUCAACUUCAAAUUGUACCUAUGGUGGGCGACGCUCGGUGCCUGUGAAGCCGUGAUUGUCUAUUUCAUCAUGUAUGGGAUUUACGGGCAGGCGCUGUUCACGCGCGACCAAGACCUGUACGCGAUGGGAUCGUUGGCGUUCAGCGGGUGCGUCAUCAUCAUUUCACUGAAGCUGCAAUUUAUUGAACUGCACAACAAGUCAGUAGCGGCCGCGGUGGCCAUUUUCCUGUCGGUAGGCGGGUGGUGGUUGUGGAAUCUUUUCCUGUCCUGCAUAUAUCCAGAUGAUGUGGUAUAUAGCGUCAAGCAUGCGCUCCUGGAUGGAUUUGGUCGCAACCUACUGUGGUGGAUCACGUUACUCCUGAUCAUCGUCGCGGUGUGUCUACUGGAGGUCACACUCAAGGCUAUUGGUGCUGUGCUGUGGCCAACUGACGUGGAUCACUUCCAACGGUUGGAGCAGGAUCGCGACGUGCGAAAGAGAUUUGAGGAGGCUGCGGCAGAUCUCCUGCAGCAAGGAUGGGACCGAGGCACGAAGAAAUCGAGCCUCGAACUGGCAAGAGAGGCCGCGGAAGAGGCUGACAGAGAAGCCCAUGUUCAAGAGUUGUUAGAAAAACCACGGGACACGGGCCAGCGGAGGCCGUGGGUCAAGAGGACACAGUCGGGUGUGAGCACUAAUACCACCAAUAAAGGGGCCGGAGUCCAACAGAGUGAAGAGAGUCAAGAAAUGGGAGAGAUUCCGAGAAGGUCUAUGGACAUUGGUGAGUUGUUCAGCAAGGGGUUUGGAGCCGUCCGCAAAGGACCCGAUUUACGAUAA
Molecule: messenger RNA, 4782 nt
Organism: Capronia epimyces CBS 606.96
Lineage: Eukaryota; Fungi; Ascomycota; Eurotiomycetes; Chaetothyriales; Herpotrichiellaceae
Product: phospholipid-translocating ATPase
Exons: 1
Coding region: 1-4782 (1593 amino acids)
Biological process (GO): endocytic recycling; intracellular protein transport; phospholipid translocation
Cellular component (GO): plasma membrane
Molecular function (GO): ATPase-coupled intramembrane lipid carrier activity; ATP binding; magnesium ion binding
Source: RefSeq, a predicted model, not a curated record